CAGCAGCAUCCGUGCGCGGCGACCCCACCAUCCACAGGCGAGAGGAAGGCGAGAGGAAGCAGAGAAGAAGCAGAGAGGAAGCGGAGAGCAAAGCCACAGCAGCCAUGGUGAAGCUGGGCAGCAAUCUGUCUGAGAAGCUGGAGAAGCAGCCGUCUGCGGACGACGGCUUUGAUAACAUUCCGCUCAUCACGCCCCUGGAGGUCCACCAGCUACAGAAGCCGUUCGCGGACAAGAUCAUUGUGAAGACGACGACACAAUACCAGCUGCAGCAGAAGAAGAAAAACAAGCUGUACCUGCCGAACAUUAAGAAACUGAACAUUAACUUCUACAGUGAUGUUUCAGAGAAAAUUAAGAUCACAGGUCUGAUCCUCAUCACUCUGGCUUUCUUGACCAGCCUGCUCCUCCUGCUCAUGUACAAAGCAAUGUGGUACGACCAACUUACCUGCCCAGAGGGUUUUAUCCUGAAGCAGAAGCACUGCUCCCCGACAGCUCUGGAGAUGUACUUCCCAGAGCAGCAGCAGCAGCAGCAGCAGCAGGACGAGCCCGGCGUCACCAGUGGCACCAGCCGCUGUACGCUGUACGCUGCUCUCAGUCAACUCAAGAGGCCUGGACCCGAGCUGCCAUCACCCUGGUUACCAGUCAUCAGCUCUCUAAAGGAGGCCGAGGUGGCGAAGCAAGGCAGCGAGCCGCUGAAAAGAGGACAGGAGGGAGAGGAGUGAAGGGUCUGAUGGAGAUGUAGGUGUGAGAGGAGGACGUGGUGAGGAUGGGCAGUGCCGUGUGUGUGUGUGUGUGUGUGUGUGUGUGUGUGUGUGUGUGUGUGUGUGUGUGUGUGUGUGUGUGUGUGUGUGUGUGUGUGUGUGUGUGUGUGUGUGUGUGUGUGUGUGUGUGUGUGUGUGUGGUGCUCCUACACCUUAAAAGUGUUUGAAUAUCUGUCAGAAUUUUUAAUCAACAACAUAAAGCACACAUUUACUUAGCUUCAUUCCAGAUAUGUUAUGUUGAUAUUUAAUAGCUAAUAUCGGUUUAAUAGCUAGUAGAUGAUAUUUAAAAGGUAAUACCUGACGCGUGUGCGUGUGCGCGAGUGCGUGUGUGUGUGUAACUGUGUGUGUCUGUGUGUAUGUGUGUGUUGUGAGUUGCUGUGGUUAGAGGCAUGUAUGUUAUUAAAGUGUUGGAGAAUGUGGCUGACUUUUGCAGUGUUACUGAGUCAUGUGUAAACGCCUCCAUCUGCAUUCUGUGCGUGUGUGUGCACAUAUACACACUGUAAAUGCACAUUUACAUUCACAUGCAGUGUGCGAGUGUGUGCACAUACACUGAAUGAUUUGUGUGCUUGUUGGAGAAAGUUGGAAGUGCGAGAAGAGAAGCGAGGCGAGAGCUCCGAGCGAGAAGUGAAGAUAACAAGUUUUUAAUGAGAUCGCGCGGAGUUUGUCCUCAUCGCUCCAUCUUGUUAUCUCACUGUCUGUUCAUUCAGUCUUGGAGGGGAGUGUAUAUGAGAUCAGCAGGGAAUGUGCACAAACCUCAGCCAUUAAAACAAGGAGCCAUAACCGUCGAUUUUAAUAUUUGCUGAAAUGAUUUGAUCCUACAUCUUAUCAGCCCACGACUGCAAAUUACAGUCCUGUGAAAUGAAAGUCAAGUGAAAGUACUGCUCUUACAUACCGAGCGACUCGAGUUACACAACCACAAGUGGUCUGUGUGCUUUAAAGCAGACUCGCACAGUGACUCUGGAAAGUAUCCACUAGUAAAUCUAAUCAAUUUUUAAUUAAAUCUCCUAAAUGAUAAAGUGUGCAGUAAUUAAAGAGGCCUGCAUAUACUUUCCAAAGCCACUGUACAAGACUCCAUUUGAAGCUUCUUUUACAUAAUGUGUGUGCUGCCUACUGUAAUUAUGGAUACAACUUGAGACAUUAAUGUAUUGUCAUAAAAAUAUCUAAAUAAUAUUAAUGUGUGAACUUAUGUGUAAAACUAGAAAAUGACGCUUAGUUACUAGUUUUAUUAAGUAUGUGUAAAUUAAAUGAUCACAGGGUUACUAUGGUCCUUAUAUGAAUGUAUGAAGUAGCUUCUUUAAUCAUGCAGGAUCUACUAUAGUCAUUGCUUAUAAUGGACGACCUACAGUCUGUACAAUGUUCUAUUUAUUUCUAUUCAUGUGUUUUGUUUUUAGUGUCUUUUCAAUGGAAAACCUGUGUUUGCAAAUGUUGUAAAGUAUUCUGUUCAAGCCUAUCAUGUGAAAUUCUUCUUUUAAACAACUUUUAAACAAUUUUUUUUACUUAUCAGAUAUAACAUGAUGUUACCUGGCAAGUCUCGAUUCACGCCUUUUGACCUUUUCUCUUUGUCUUACCAUGUUUUAACAAACCAAACUCUUCAUGUGAGAAGAGAUGAAUGUGCAGCACAGCCUGUCCCCCUGGGUCCAAGUGCCAAACGCUUACAUCAGACCCAUCUGCUCUGAUGUCACCGACUGAACACAAAUAAAAGCCUGAAGUGUU
This is a messenger RNA of Pleuronectes platessa (European plaice), 2471 nucleotides long. It is a transcript of the gene caly, whose product is annotated as calcyon neuron-specific vesicular protein. The transcript has 5 exons. Gene Ontology annotation, cellular component: endosome; membrane. The coding region runs from base 105 to 719 and encodes 204 amino acids. Gene Ontology annotation, biological process: endosomal transport; G protein-coupled dopamine receptor signaling pathway; clathrin coat assembly. The record is from RefSeq and is a predicted model, not a curated record. Gene Ontology annotation, molecular function: clathrin light chain binding. Lineage: Eukaryota; Metazoa; Chordata; Actinopteri; Pleuronectiformes; Pleuronectidae.